Messenger RNA from Coregonus sp. 'balchen', 2539 nucleotides. Lineage: Eukaryota; Metazoa; Chordata; Actinopteri; Salmoniformes; Salmonidae. The record is from the annotation of a GenBank genome assembly.
AUGAAUGUGGCAGCAGGUAAGGAACAUUGUAGGCCUACUAUUCAAAUAUAAUCUCCUUGGUAUAAAUGGUAGCCUUGCCUUCACAUUAGAUAUUGUACUGUAGAGAGGAUAGUAGUUGCACAUUGCUGAAAUAUUGCUCUCUUUCAUUUAGUUUUUGUUUGGUUCGGCCUGGUGGUCACUAAAGCCAUUUGUACUCGGGAAGAAUACCGACUGGUGUGCUAUGUGAACAGCAGGACCCAGCACCAUCCUGACGUGCCUGCUUUCAGCCUGGACAUGGCUGACCCGUUCCUCUGCACCCAUAUCAUCAUGGCCUACAUGAACCUGGACCAGGACUAUCACAUCACACCCUUCACACAGGAGGACAGGACCCUCUGCAGCUCCAUCAACAUGCUCAAAGAGAGGUGUGUCAGGAUCAGUGUUUCUACCACAACCAUCAGGUUGUAUAAUUCCAUCUCUUCUCUGCCCUCCACCAGGAACCCAGAUCUGAAAACUCUGCUUUCUGUUGGGGGAUGGAACUUUACUGACACCAGGUCAGUACCCCACUCGCACUUACAGUAAUAAUUAGGUGCUUUUGGAAUUGAAAGGUUUUCACCCAAGCAGUAACGUCCAACUAUCCCUCCACCAUAGGCUCCUAAAGAUGUCCUCUGACAACACCAGGAGGAAGACGUUUGUCCAGUCUGCUCUGAAACACCUGAGGCAGGAGGGCUUUGAUGGACUGGAUGUGGUGUGGCAACCUCCCUCUGCUUCUAAUGGAGCACAGAGGGGAAAACAUCUAUUUACUCAUCUGCUCAAGGUAAGACCUACGAUGACAUCUUCAUGUUUGCAUUUUAAUUUGAUGUUGUCAAAGUGAGAAGUGUGUGCGUGCGUAGGAGCUGCGUGGAGGAAUUCAGGAGGAGGCUCGUGUCUCAGGGAUUGAGACCCUGCUCCUCACCACAGCAGUGUCGGGCCUGGUGGACUAUGCCAGAGAGGCCUACGAUGCACAGUCCUUUCCCCAGUGAGUCCACACACAGCACCCUGUGGUAUGGGACUAUGGUGGAGAGAAACUCACCUCUCACAGUUUUAGAUUGAUGUCUGAUACAGUCAAAGGGACAUUACAAACGGCAUGAUCUUGUAACAUUUUCAUUCAUUGAAGUACUUGUUGAUAGACCAUACCACAUAUUAUUUUACUGGUAUUCCAUGUAAUGAAAAAUGGUCCUAAGAAAGUAAUCCUGACUUUUGUCCCUGUAGGUAUGUUGACUUCAUCUCCUUGUUGACCGCUGACCUCCAUGGGCCACUGGAGGGAAUGUCAGGUCACAUCAGUCCAUUGUUCAGCCUGAAGCAUCCAGCUAUGGACACAUCUCAGAGAGAAGUACACUCGCUACUUCUACUAUUCAGUACAAAUAAAGGACUUAAUUGUAUUCCUGAUAGGCAGAGCUGGUUGAAAUUAAGUGGACAUCAAGUUUGUGUCUGCUGGUUUUACUACUCAUGAUUUCCAAAGAACAUGUUAUGUUUGUUAGUCCCUUCUAUUUAACCUUUAUGCAGUACUGUUUUCCCAGAACCAAGUGCAGUACUGGCUCUCUCAGGGAGUGGUUUCCCAGAAGCUGACUCUGGGGUUCCCUGCUUACUCACCUGUAACCCAGAUCCUGGGGAACGAGAUAAAUUAUGACAAGGAAGAUACAGAGCUACAAGAGGAUGCAGCGGAAUAUACUGAGACUGAUACCGCUGUACGUGUUAUGGCUUACUAUGAGGUAAAUAGCAUACCUGGUGCAAUAGGCUUGUCAUUGAUUAAAUGUUAUGGUUUGUUCCAACUUUGCUGACAUUUCUGCCAGGUUCUGUUUCUAUUGCCCACUCUAUAGGUGUGUCAGUUCCUCAGAAUUGGGGCGGUGGUGAAGUUUGAUAAGAGGGAGAAGCUGAUCCAGGCACAUGAAUACGAUCACUGGCUUAACUUUGAAUAUAUACAUAUCCUGAGGGAGAAGGUAAAUGUUUAGGUCAAUACAGCAUCUGUGCAACAUAUGAAGAAAAAAAAAUGUAAGUCGCUCUGGAUAAGAGCGUCUGCUAAAUGACAUGUAAAUAUAAAUAAAAUGUAAAUAUAUCAUCUUUAUAUGUCAAGCAAGCCGAUACAGUUCUAUUACAUUGUUACUUUAUUUGACAGGGACAAUGCACAUUAAUCAACACUUUUGUUAUUAUGCCAGGUUUAGCCAGCUGACUAAUUUUGAUCCAAUAACUAUCAUAGCUAUGUGUAAAACUCCUUCCUUCCCCUGCUCCUCUGCAGAUGAGAGCGCUGCAGCGUCAGGAGCUGGGUGGAGCCAUGGUGUGGUCUCUGGAUCUUGACGACUUCACAGGGACGCUGUGUGGCAAAGGUAGCUUCCCGUUCACCAGGCUGCUCAAAGCAUCUCUUCUCAGGGAUAAGGGGCCACGACAUCAUAAACGACACCACCGCUCACGCCACCAUUAUCACCAUCGCCAUCCACAUCGUCAUGGGGGUUUCCUUUCCCAUGACAGCCAUCACCCAGGUUACCAUGUCCAUUGUCACCGUCACCUUGACCGCCACAACACUUAA